Messenger RNA from Cervus elaphus (red deer), 1967 nucleotides. It is a transcript of the gene RNPS1, whose product is annotated as RNA binding protein with serine rich domain 1. NCBI's taxonomy places the organism in Eukaryota, Metazoa, Chordata, Mammalia, Artiodactyla, Cervidae. Bases 274 to 1191 code for a protein of 305 amino acids. Gene Ontology annotation, cellular component: nucleoplasm; ASAP complex; cytoplasm. Gene Ontology annotation, molecular function: RNA binding. Gene Ontology annotation, biological process: mRNA splicing, via spliceosome. The record is from RefSeq and is a predicted model, not a curated record. The transcript is spliced from 8 exons.
CCUUUAACACUCUCGCUCGCGCCCAUUGGCCGAGGCGCUCGACGUCAUCGCUGCGCGCCGGACGACCGCGCCUUCCCGCUCCCUAAUCCUGACGCCAGAGCCGCGCCGCCCUCUGAGGCUGAGAAGAGCGGGAGGAGGUCGCGGCGGCGGGAAGAUGCUGCACUUUGGCGUAAAUUGCAAUCGAUUAGGGAUCGUUUCUCAGACUCAAGUUAGACGUGAGAGUUCAGAUAAGUGAGGCCGCCAUUGCUGCUUUGAACACCUCAGAAGGGGAGAAUGGAUUUAUCAGGAGUGAAAAAGAAGAGCUUGCUAGGAGUCAAAGAAAAUAAUAAAAAGUCCAGCACUAGGGCGCCUUCUCCCACCAAACGCAAAGACCGCUCUGAUGAGAAGUCCAAGGACCGCUCUAAAGAUAAAGGGGCCACCAAGGAGUCGAGUGAGAAGGAUCGCGGCAGGGAUAAGACUCGGAAGAGGCGCAGCGCUUCCAGCGGGAGCAGCAGCACCAGGUCCCGGUCCAGCUCUACCUCCAGCUCAGGCUCUAGCACCAGCACGGGCUCCAGCAGUGGCUCCAGCUCGUCUUCAGCUUCGAGCCGCUCGGGAAGUUCCAGCACGUCGCGCAGCUCCAGCUCCAGCAGCUCCUCCGGCUCCCCGAGCCCUUCUCGGCGCAGACACGACAACAGGCGGCGUUCCCGCUCAAAGUCCAAGCCACCGAAGAGAGAUGAGAAGGAAAGGAAGAGGCGGAGCCCUUCCCCAAAACCCACCAAAGUGCACAUCGGGCGGCUCACCAGGAAUGUGACCAAGGAUCACAUCAUGGAGAUAUUCUCCACCUAUGGGAAAAUUAAAAUGAUUGACAUGCCUGUAGAAAGGAUGCACCCCCAUUUGUCUAAAGGCUACGCCUAUGUGGAGUUUGAGAAUCCAGACGAGGCUGAGAAGGCGCUGAAGCACAUGGAUGGAGGACAAAUCGAUGGCCAGGAGAUCACUGCCACUGCUGUGCUGGCCCCCUGGCCCCGGCCACCCCCCCGGAGAUUCAGCCCUCCCAGGAGGAUGCUGCCACCUCCUCCUAUGUGGCGCAGGUCACCCCCACGGAUGAGGAGAAGGUCGCGCUCCCCGCGCCGUCGGUCGCCUGCGCGCCGUCGCUCCCGCUCUCCAGGCCGCCGCCGUCACCGCAGCCGCUCCAGCUCCAACUCCUCCCGAUAGGCGGGGCUCGGAGCUCCGCCCCUGCGACUCCCUCCCACCGCUCUAGUCCGUUUCCAGAGGGGUCACAGGGAGGAAAUCCCUCCCUCGGGGCAGGCUUCAAGGUGGAGGCGGCGAUCAGUCUCCCCAGGCGGCGGGGUUCCAGCGGCAGGAGUGUUGUGGGUCUGGGGUCGUGCUUGUAAAGAUGCCCUCCAGUUUUCUAGCUAGAGCGAUUCCACGUUUCUAGUUCCUGAGAGUUUAGCGGCAGAGCCAGCAGGGGUGAACAAGGGGCUUCAGGUGUGGGGACAGCCCCAGCCUGGGAGCCCAUUUUCCCAUUCCACAGAUGACCUGGGGCCGGUGUAGUCCCACAGGAAAGGCGUGCUUUUAGGCAACUGCUACUCCUGUUUGCCUAGCCCAGCCGGAGUCCUCUUCUAAUCUCUAGGGUCAAAUACCACCCCCACCACCAUCAUCUGCCCAGAAUGGUUCUUUUCACAUGUAGUUGUGUUGUGUGCAAGGACACAGACACACAGACCCCUCUUUCUGAAAUCGUUGAGAGCCAGCUCUGCCAGGUCAUCACAGAACCCCACCCCCACCUCAACUCCACUGUGUUGGUAUUCUUGGUGGUCUUGCUGGUUACCUUGGCAGCGUGUACAUUGCUUUUUCAGCUUUUAUUGUACAGUCAGUACUAUAAAUUUUGUUUUGAGUUUUGUAACUUUGUAGCGUUUUAGAUGAUGUUGUGUUUGUACUUUGUUGUGUAGAGUAAAAGAAUUGUGUUGAAUAAACCUAGGAUUAGAGUGCAA